Molecule: messenger RNA, 685 nt
Organism: Neurospora tetraspora
Lineage: Eukaryota; Fungi; Ascomycota; Sordariomycetes; Sordariales; Sordariaceae
Exons: 1
Coding region: 96-503 (135 amino acids)
Source: RefSeq, a predicted model, not a curated record
CAUAUACCCACCCAGAACUAAGGAAAAGUUGGAAUCUCUGACGUGCUCAACCCCAUCAAGUUCUCUCACAUGCCGGGCUACACUAGACAUCGGGAAUGAGAAAAUCCGUCUCCUCUGUGAUGGUCUCUUAUUUCUGUUGCCUACCUAUCACUGUUAUCCGACCCUUUAUCACAAGAACCCCCGAGGCCAUCAAGGAUUUUGAGCAAAAUGUCAUCAACGCCCUACGCUUCAUUCAAAAUGACAGGAUCCAUGUCGUUGAUCCCCCGGAGGCGCUAAUGAACUCCCCGGCAAAAGAAAGGAAACAAGGAAGAACGGGUCCUGUCCGAGGAAUAAUUUCAGGUAUAAUGGACGGCAUCAUCACCAUCACUCCAAUACCAGGACCAUGGCACAGACAAUACAAAAUCUCCCAUCCCACGGUCCAUCGUCCAUCGCCCAUCUCGUCAUCUAUCCAUCCCGUCCCAGCUCCAGGUCCCCAGUCUGCGCACAUCCCACAACGCCCGUAGCGACUUGUGCCGUGUCGUGUCAAUCAAGUGUCAAUCGCGUCCGUGGGAGACGAGAUAGAGAGAUUGAAGGACACCACAAGCGAGCCGACUAUCCCCUCGCACCGAGCGAGUUCUGUACGCAGACUCACGGCGUGUCCCAGAUCUAACCUCGGGCGUUCGCUCCCGUGGAACCGGCUUGUCGA